Messenger RNA from Miscanthus lutarioriparius, 3234 nucleotides. The record is from the annotation of a GenBank genome assembly. Lineage: Eukaryota; Viridiplantae; Streptophyta; Magnoliopsida; Poales; Poaceae.
AUGGCCAUCUCGGAGGACCCAGAGGGGGCCGUGGGCGAUGGUGGUGGGGUGACGAAGCGGGGGAGCAAAAGGCGGGCGAAAGGCGCCGCGAAGGGGCGCGGGAGGCCCAAGCGGCGGAGCGGCGACAGGUCCUUUGCCCCGCCGGCGAUGGAUUGGGUGGCGGUCGGGGACCGGGUGCUCAGGGAGAGGAGGCACGCGCCCAACGUCUUCUGCGAGCGCGACACGGAUGACGACGAUGAGGAGACUGCAACCAACCAAUUCAAGUCUCAGAGAAAGAAGAGAAAUGAUGCUGGCAAGAAGAGGGGGCCUAGGAAAACCAAACCAGAACAUGUGGACAGCAAGGCCCACUUCCCCAACAGCAAAUGCCACGGUGACCGGAAGGGGGAUGGUGCCGAGACAGUUAGGGGCAAGGACUCAAGGAAUGGUGAGGUUUUACAGACUGCAAAGAAGAGGAAGAAAGGAGAUGCAGGGAAGGUUUCUGCUACAAAAAGGUUGAAAAGAGAGGAUGAAGAACAAAAGAAGGCCUCAUCCUCCAAGCAUAAAGAUUGUAAUGAAACUAAUAGGAAAGGGAAGAAGAUGUUGACUGGGGAUAAUGCCCUGAUGUGCCACCAGUGCCAGAGGAAUGAUAAAGGGAGGGUGGUCUGGUGUAAAUCAUGCAGGAAUAAGCGCUUCUGUGUGCCAUGCAUCCAACGAUGGUAUCCUGGUUUGUCAGAAGAUGAAUUUGCUGCACAAUGCCCGUAUUGUCGCAAGAACUGCAAUUGCAAGGGAUGCCUACGAAUGCGAGGAGUUGAAGAGCCGCCAAAGAAGGAAAUUUCUGAAGGAAAUCAAUUCCGUUAUGCUUGUCAUGUUCUGCACUUGUUGCUUCCCUGGUUGAGACAACUGCGACAGGAGCAGAAGGAGGAGAAGAAAUUAGAGGCUAAAAUACAAGGUGCUUUGAUGAAUGAGGUGAAGUUGGAACAAGCUGAAUGUAAUAUAGAUGAACGUGUCUACUGCGAUAACUGUAAAACUUCUAUAGUUGAUUUUCAUAGAAGCUGCAAGUACUGUUUUUAUGAUUUGUGCCUUUCAUGCUGUGGGGAGAUCCACAAUGGUGAGAUUCCUGGAGGAGAGGAGGUAAAGAUCUUAGAGCCUGAACCAAGAGACAAGUCUUAUAUUUUUGUUGCCAAGAAUCAGCAUCAAAGGUGCUCCUUGAGGGGGCAUAACUCAUCCCUGAAAAAUGUGUCUUCCAAUGGAAUGGGUUCUAGUGAGGCCCCAAAGAACUCUCUACUACUGUGGAAAUCAGAAAGUGAUGGUAGCAUACGUUGCCCACCGAAGGAGCGAGGAGGCUGUGGUGGUUCAGUUUUGGACCUCAAAUGCUUGUUCCCAGAGAAAAUGCUUUCCGACUUAGAAGAACGAGCUGACAGAAUUGUGAGGAGUAAAGUAUUUGCAAAAGCAGUAACCAAAAGAACUGAUCAGUGCCCUUGUUAUGACCAUUCAGGAAGUGUAAGAAUUCAUGAUGUGCGAGAGGCUGCAAAUAGGAAAGGCUCAAGUGAUAAUCACAUCUACUGCCCAGUUGCCACUGGCAUCAAGGAGGAUGACUUAGUGCACUUUCAGAUGCAUUGGACAAAAGGUGAACCAGUUAUAGUUUCUGACGUUCUUCAGUUGACCUCUGGUCUCAGUUGGGAGCCAUUAGUUAUGUGGCGGGCAUUGCGAGAGAAAAAGACUAAUGGUGACGUUGAAGAUGAGCACUUUGCUGUUAGGGCAAUAGAUUGCCUUGAUUGGAAUGAGGUGGAAAUUAAUAUGCAUAUGUUUUUUAUGGGAUAUAUGAAAGGCAGAAUGCACCCCACUGUAUACUGGCCUGAGAUGCUUAAGCUGAAGGACUGGCCACCAUCUAGUUCGUUUGAUCAGAGAUUGCCUCGCCAUGGCGCUGAGUUUAUCAGUGCAUUGCCAUUUCCUGAGUACACUGAUCCUCGAUAUGGUCCACUAAAUCUUGCAGUCAAGCUUCCUGAUGAUGCCCUGAAGCCAGACCUUGGGCCAAAAACUUACAUUGCUUAUGGAUUUCACCAAGAGUUAGGCAGGGGUGAUUCUGUGACCAAGCUUCACUGUGACAUGUCUGAUGCAGUAAAUAUAUUAACACAUACAACACAAGUGACCUAUGAGGGUUAUCAACUUGAGAAGAUAGAGAAACUCAGAAAGAAAAUGAAAGAACAAGAUCUUCAGGAACUUUAUGGUGUUUCAGAAUCUGGCACUGAACGAGACCUAUUAUCAUCUUCUACUGAUUCCAGGAAUUUAACCGUUGAUGAAACAUCAAAGACCUCAUGUAAUGAUGGUACCUAUAAAGAAAUUUCUGAUGGUUUGGACAUCAAUGCUGUACCACCUGUUAAUACUGAAGGCGAUGUUAAGGAUAAUUCUUCAUCUCAUGAAUCUAAGGUACAAAGUGAGGCGGGCCAGUGUUCAGAUUACAUUGACAAGAAUAAUAGUUAUGCUGGGAUGCAUAAUGGGGCUCAUUGUAUCACGGGCAAGAGUGGAGACCAUGAGAGAACUGGUGGUGCUUUGUGGGAUAUCUUCCGAAGAGAAGAUUCUGACAAACUACAAGAUUAUCUUAGGAAACAUGCCACAGAAUUCCGGCACAUCUAUUGCAAUCCUGUGAAACAGGUUAUUCACCCAAUUCAUGAUCAGACUUUCUACUUAACUGAGGAGCAUAAGAGAAAGCUCAAGGAAGAAUAUGGUGUUGAACCCUGGACGUUUGAGCAGAGGCUUGGUGAAGCGGUUUUUAUUCCUGCUGGAUGUCCUCACCAAGUGAGGAAUCUGAAGUCUUGCAUCAAGGUUGCAAUGGACUUUGUUUCCCCAGAAAAUGUCAAUGAGUGCAUAAAACUGACUGGAGAGUUUAGGCGACUUCCACCUGGUCACAGGGCUAAAGAGGAUAAACUGGAGAUUAAGAAGAUUGCUCUUCAUGCUCUGAACCAAGUAAUAAAUUUCUUGGAUCCUUUCUCUGAGGGGUUGAAGAGUGGGGCAGCCCAACCCAAGAAUAAAAAGGAAGCUGAAGCUGAAGAACAGAAGAAGCCUAAAAGGGGUCGCCCAUGUCGCAAGUCCAAUGAUGAAGCUACUGAAGAUAAGCCCAAAAAUAAGGCUGGUCGUCAAAGAGGUGAGAAGAGUGGAGACGGCAAGUCCAAAGAUGGUGUUGUUGAUGAGAUGCCUCCUAAAAGGCAGAGCAAUUGCCUGAAAGGCUCUGGCAAAGUGGCAAGCGUAGGUGAUUGA